Messenger RNA from Malassezia restricta, 2172 nucleotides. RefSeq names its product cell division control protein. Gene Ontology annotation, cellular component: plasma membrane; cell division site; mitotic actomyosin contractile ring, proximal layer. Gene Ontology annotation, molecular function: protein binding; phospholipid binding. NCBI's taxonomy places the organism in Eukaryota, Fungi, Basidiomycota, Malasseziomycetes, Malasseziales, Malasseziaceae. Gene Ontology annotation, biological process: cytoskeleton organization. Bases 1 to 2172 code for a protein of 723 amino acids. The transcript has 4 exons. The record is from RefSeq and is a predicted model, not a curated record.
AUGAUGCAGGUAAACGCAGCCUUAGGCGCUGCACCAGAUAAUGUUGAUGCUUAUGCUUUCUGUAACUCUUUCUGGGGUGAGAAUGACGCGGGCUACCAUGUGAUGCAAAGCUUCAUUAAAAACACUACGAGAACAAUGGAGGACUUGCGUGCGUAUUAUCAAGAACGUGCUGAAAUUGAACAUGAAUAUGCCAAACGGCUCUCGAAACUUGCUAAAACCUCAUUAGGCAAAUAUGAGACAGGACCUAUGCGCCAUGCUCUCGACACUGUUCGCCUUGAGACGGAUUCGCAGGCUCGCUCCCAUGUUCAGCUGGAAAAUUCGAUACGCAAAGAAGUAGAAGGGCCUUUGAUCGACUUUAUGCGGCGCGUUGACAGUCUUCGCCGCGACGCCCAAACGUCGGUGACCAAACUGCACAAGCAUAAGCAGACGCAAACACAGUACAUGAAUCGAGCGCGUGAAAAGUAUGAAACGGAUUGCACCAAGAUCAACUCAUACACGGCACAGAGCAAUAUGGUGCAAGGUCGCGAUCUCGACAAGGUGAUGUCCAAAUUGGAGCGUGUUCAAUCGGGUAUUGAGAGCGAAGACCGCGACUAUCAAAGCUAUGUGCGGGCCCUGCAAGAGACGACACAAAAAUGGAAUUCUGAGUAUAAGAGUUUUCUUGACAUAUGCCAGGACGUAGAAGAGGAGCGUCAAGAGUUUCUCAAGACUAAUAUCUGGGGCUUGGCAAACGCCAUUUCCAGCAUUUGUGUAACAGACGAUGAGGCAUGUGAGCGGGUGCGUGUGGCUCUUGAGGGAUGUGAAUCUACUCGCGAUGUGCGCGACUUUGUGCGUGAAUUUGCCACAGGCUCAAAUAUUCCUGCAGCGCCUGAAUAUGUCAACUACGCCCAGAGUAUUGCACCGCCGGCUGCUGCCACCACUGGCUCAGCGCACUUUUCACGUCUUUCUACUCGUGUGGCUGAUGGGAUGCACCCGCCAAGCGCAUCUGUCCUAGCUACACAGACGCCCGCUACAUCAAGUUACGGUGCCUCACCUUCAUUGCACUCUUCAACACCCUCAGUUGCACCCGGUAAUAUCCCGCCGUCAAUGUUACGACCAGUUUCGCCGUCAAUACAUCCAGGCACGCCACUGACACCGGCGUCUAUGGCACUACAAUCGCCACAAGGACCGAAUGUGCCAAACUAUCUCGCCGCUAUGAGUCGCUCUUCACCAUCACAAGUGAUUUCACCGCCAACUCGCACUCCGCCGCCGUCUAAUUCAAACAGGAAUAGCAUGUUCGCUCCUGGAGCUACGCCCCUUGCUCAAGCUCAGUCGCCCAGCAUGCAACCGCCCUUGGUGAGCCCGGUAGUGGCACCUGCAAAUCAUACGCAGCCACCAUUGCAGGCAGCAUCCGUGCCCAUGUCUCAAGUUGCUGCACCACCACCAGGUGACACGAAUGAAGAUGAUCCUAUUGCCAAGGCGCUGGCGAAUCUGCGCUUGCGCCAGAGUCGCAAGAGUCCUACGCCCAGUAGCCGUCCAACCAGCACGAUCAGCACAACAAUGUCAGCUCCCAUGUCGCAAGAACCACUCCAGCCAUCGUCACAAGCGCAGAGUCGGCCGCCCUCACAGGUUAUGACUGACCCUCGGUGGCAUCGUGCCAUUACGCCUGAUGCACGACCUCCGCGAUCGACAUCGCCAGCCGCGGCAUUUAUGCACCCUCCAGAGCGAAGCAUAUCGCCUUUGCCUGUGGAGCAAAUUCACAGUCAUUAUGGCCAAGCUUUCCCAACAGAGCGACGUGCCGGUCAAGGAAAGCAGGAGCCUCGUGCCACUUCGCCCUUGGGCAUCUCGCUGGAUGCACGAGGUCAAGUCACAGAAGACACGAUGGCCGGCCGGUACGCAUCCUCUGCUGGGCAAGGCACUGCAUCCAGUCAAGUUUCGGGCCCGAGUUCAUCACAACUCGCCCGUCCGCCGACAGGACAAUACAGCGAGAGUGGUGAGCCCAUCCUGUUUUAUGUCAAGGCGCUGUAUGACUAUGAAGCAUCGCUGCCCGAAGAGUUCAGCUUCACAGCAGGCGAUAUCAUUGCGGUCACACACACAGAGCCAGACGGAUGGUGGCAAGGCGAGCUCCUGGACGAAGCGCGCCGUACACCGGGAGCGAAUACUUUCCCUAGCAACUUUGUCGUACUUCUCAUGUAG